Oncorhynchus masou masou (cherry salmon) is the source of this 5985-nucleotide messenger RNA. Its product is annotated as gastrula zinc finger protein xLCGF3.1-like. Gene Ontology annotation, biological process: regulation of transcription by RNA polymerase II; urogenital system development; embryo development. The record is from RefSeq and is a predicted model, not a curated record. Gene Ontology annotation, molecular function: RNA polymerase II cis-regulatory region sequence-specific DNA binding; DNA-binding transcription factor activity, RNA polymerase II-specific. The transcript has 3 exons. NCBI's taxonomy places the organism in Eukaryota, Metazoa, Chordata, Actinopteri, Salmoniformes, Salmonidae. Gene Ontology annotation, cellular component: nucleus. The coding region runs from base 279 to 1499 and encodes 406 amino acids.
CAUCCCUCCCUCAGAGGAUGUCGGGAUGACCAGGGUUGUUCUCUUGGUAACUGUGUUAAUUGGACCAUUUUCCUGUCCUGCUAAGCAUUCCAACUGUAAUGAGUACUUUUGGGUGCCAUGGAAAAUGUAUUGAGUAAAAAGUACAUGAUUGUCUUUAGAACAGGAGUCGAGAAGGUCAGUGUGCAAAAUCAGGACAUGAUAGAUUUCCGCGAAAGAAAAAGAAUGUUAUAGACAAGAUAACAACGUCAAGACAGAAGAGAGAAAGGCCAACUCCAAUCAUGUCUGAGGCCGGUAACAUCAAAAGUGAAGACAAACCCAGUCUACAGUCACUGGGUCCAGAUUGUGACAGUGGAGUCCAGUUUGCACUGCAGGAUCCAGAGAUGACAUCAGUGAAGCUGGAAGACUGCAGUCAAACACUGGAGCUGAAUGUCAACAUUAAAGAUGAAGAGGAGGAGGAGGAGAUUGGGGAAUCUGUUUAUGAUGGAGACCAUGUUGAGACAUUCUCUACAUCUGGAGAGCAACAGCAGGAAGAUCACAGAGCUAAGAGGUCUCACCACUGCCCACAUUGUGAGGAGAUUUUCCCAAUUCAAUCAAAACUAGAAGUACACCUAAAAAUACACACAGGAGAGAAUCUGUAUUCCUGCACUGACUGUGGGAAGAGUUUCACAACAUCACAGGCUCUGACAGUUCAUCUGCGAGUCCACACUGGAGAAAAACCUUACUCCUGCUCUGACUGUGGAGAGAGUUUCUCUCAACAGAGCAGCCUAAAAACACACCAACGUAUACACACAGGAGAGAAGCCUUACUCAUGCUCUGACUGUGGGAAGAGUUUCUCCGUAUCAAGCAACUUAAAAACACAUCUAAAAAUACACGCCGGUGAGAAGCCUUACUUUUGCUCUGACUGUGGGGCGAGUUUUUCUCAACAGAGCCACUUACAAACCCACCAACAUAUACAUACAGGAAAGAAGCAUUACUUAUGCUCUGACUGUGGAAAAUGCUUCAUAACAUCAGCUGAGUUAAGAGUUCAUCAGAGAACACACACAGGAGAGAAACCUUACUGCUGCUCUGACUGUGGGAAGAGUUUCUCUCAACAGAGCAACUUAAAAUGUCACCAGCGAAUACACACAGGAGAGAAGCCUUACUCCUGCUCUGACUGUGGGAAGAGUUUCACCCAUUUGGAUAUAUUAAAAUGUCACCAGCGAAUACACACAGGAGAGAAGCCUUACUCCUGCUCUGUCUGUGGGAAGAGUUUCUCCCAACAGGGCAACUUAAAAACACACCAACGUAUACAUAAAGGAGAGAAGCCUUACUCCUGUUCUGACUGUGGAAAAUGCUUCACCACAUCAACUGAGCUAAAAGUUCAUCGGAGAACACACACAGGAGAGAAGCCUUACUGCUGUUCUGACUGUGGGAAGAGUUUUUCCCGAUUGGCUACCUUAAAAACACAUCAAUGUAUACAUAAAGGAGAGAAGCCUCAUCACUUCUCUCAGACCAGCUAAGAUUAAAGUCACUCCAUUGAUUAAUCCUCAUCUCGUAAAAGAAGUGGUAACAGUGAAUUGGAUCAAGAAGAAGAAGAAAGGAUUACAAGUGUUCUAUGCUAUUGUUUCUCAAUGUGAGAGAACUGUGCAGAGGAAAGGGAGUGUUAUAGAAUUAUGACAUUGGAAAUCAUCUUUCUCCAAAAGAUAGAAACGCGCCAUUUUCACAUAUGUUGAUGUUGGGGUGGUGCUGGGGAUGAUAAAUAUGAAGUUGGAACAUUUUAAAAUGUCCCUUUUAAGGCAAAAACAAUAGGAUAGUGGUUGGUCGGGUGGAUCAGCAAAAACAUGAAAGUCUAGCAACCCAACGGUUGCGUGUUCAAAUCUCAUCACGGACAAUUUGAGCUAAUAAGCAACUUUGCAACUACACUACAUGACCAAAAGUAUACCGUUCAAAAGUUUGGGGUCACUUAGAAAUGUCCUUGUUUUUGAAAGAAAAGCUAUUUUUUUUUGUCUUUUUUAUAUAACAUCAAAUUGAUCAGUGUAGACAUUGUUAAUGUUGUAAAUUACUAUUGUCGUUGGAAACGGCAGAUUUUUUAUGAAUAAUCUACAUACGCGUACAGAGGCCCAUUAUCAGCAACCUGUGUUCCAAUGGCACGUUGUGUUAGCGAUUAAAGUGAUAAACUUGAAAAAGGCUAAAUGAUCAAUAGAAACCCCUUUUGCAAUUAUGUUAACCAGCACAACCGUUUUUAGCUGUGCUAAGUUGGACUAGUUGAGUAUCUGGAGCAUCAGCAUUUGUGAGUUUGAUUACAGGCUCAAAAUGGCCAGAAACAAAUAACUUUCUUCUGAAAUUCUAUUCUUGUUCUGAGAAAUGAAGGCUAUUCCAUGCGAGAAAUUGCCAAGAAACUGAAAAUCUCAUACAACGCUGUGUACUACCUUCACAGAACAGCACAAACUGGACCUAACCAGAAUAGAAUUAGGCGUGGGAGGCCCUGGUGCACAACUGAGCAAGACGACAAGUACAUUAGAGUGCCUAGUUUGAGAAACGGAUGCCUCACAAGUCCUCAACUGGAAGCUUCAUUAAAUAGUACCCGCAAAACACCAGUCUCAACGUCAACAGUGAAGAGGCGACUCCGGGAUGCUGGCCUUCUAGGCAGAGUUGCAAAGAAAAGACAUAUCUCAGACUGGCCAAUAAAAAGAAAAGAUUAAGAUGGGCAAAAGAACACAGACACUUGACAGAGGAACUCUGCCUAGAUGGCCAGCAUCCCGGAGUCGCCUCUUCACUGUUGACGUUGAGACUGCACUGUAUUUCUGAUCAAUUCGAUGUUAUUUAAUGGACAAAAAACAACAAUCUUUGAACGGUAGUGUAUGUGGGCACCUGUUCGUCGAACAUCUCAUUCCAAAAUCAUGGGCAUUAAUAUGGACUUGGUCCCCCUUUUGCUGCAAUAACGGGUUACACUCUUCUGGGAAGGCUUCCCACUAGAUGUUGGAACAUUGCUCUGGGGAUUUUUUCCAUUUAGCCACAAGAGCAUUAGUUGGGCGAUUAGGUCUGGCUCGCAGUCAACGUUUCAAUUCAUCCCAAAGGUGUUCGAUGAGGUUAAGGUCAGGGCUCUGUGCAGGCCAGUCAAGUUCUUCCACACUGAUCUCGACAAACCAUUUGUGUAUGAACGUCUAUUUGUGCUCGGGGGCAUUGUCACGCUGAAACAGGAAAGGGCCUUCCCCAAACUGUUGCCACAAAGUUGGCAGCACAGAAUCAUCUAUAAUGUCAUUGUAUGCUGUAGCGUUAAGAUUUCCCUUCACUGGAACAAAGGGAACUAGUCCGAACCAUGAAAAACAGCCCCAGACCAUUAGUUUUCCUCCGCCAAACUUUACAGUUGGCACUAUGCAUUGGGGCAGGUAGCGUUCUCCUGGCAUCCACCAAACCCAGAUUUGUCCAUCGGACUGCUAGAUGAUGAAGCGUGAUUCAUCACUCCAGAGAACAUGUUUCCACUGCGUCAGUCCAAUGGCGUUUAGUUUUACACCACUCCAGCCAACGCUUGGCAUUGCGCAUGGUGAUCUUAGGCAUGUGUGCUGCUGCUCAUCCAUGGAAAACCAUUUUAUGAAGCUCCCAACGAACAGUUCUUGUUGACAUUGCUUCCAGAAGCAGUUUGGAACUUGAUUGUGAGUGAUGCAACCGAGGACAGAUAAUUUGUACAUGCUUCAGCACUCGGCGGUCCUCAAGCAGGGCAGACAUUUGAUGAACUGGCGGUGCCACAUUGAAAGUCACUAAGCUCUUCAGUAAGGCUAUUCUACUGCCAAUGUUUGUCUAUGGAGAAUGCAUGGCUGUAUGCUAGAUUUGUAUACUUCUGUCAGCAACGGGUGUGGCUGAAAUAGCCAAAUCCACAAUUUGAAGGGAUGUCCUCAUACUUGUGUAUAUAGUCUGCUUACCAUGUUAAUGUUAGCAACAACAAAUUGGAAUUCGUAAAAUAUCAUACGUGUAGAAAAUUGUAACAUAUUGUAUGAUAUGUAAUUCGUAACAUACUAUACAUCCUACAAAUUGUUUUACAGUUAUAGGCCAAUGUAAUGUAACAUAACAUACUAAAUUGUGUGGUAUGUUGUUUUUUUUCUCUCCAUAUAGUACGUUUUGCUCUGACACCAAGUUGUCUCUGACAGUUGCCCCUCUGCAGUUCUCUGUGGGAAUUAGUUGGGAGAUACAGUUGAAUUUGGUAGUUUACAUACACUUCGGUUGGAGUCAUUAAAACUUGUUUUUCAACCACACCACACAUUUCUUGUUAACAAACUAUAGUUUUGGCAUGUCGGUUAGGACAUCUUCUUUGUGCAUGACACAAGUUGUUUUUCCAACAAUUGUUUACAGACCGAUUAUUUCACUUAUAAUUCACUGCAUCACAAUUCCAGUGGGUCAGAGGUUUACAUACACUAAGUUGACUGUGCCUUUAAACAGCUUGGAAAAUUCUAGAAAAUUAUGUCAUGGCUUCUGAUAGGCUAAUUGACAUCCUUUGAGUCAAUUGUAGGGGUACCUGUGGAUGUAUUUCAAGGUCUACCUUCAAACUCAGUGCCUCUUUGCUUGACAUCAUGGGAAAAUCAAUAGAUAUCAGCCAAGACCUCAGAAAAUAAAUUGUAGACCUUCACAAGUCUGGUUCAUCCCUGGGAGCAAUUUCCAAACACCUGAAGGUACCACGUUCAUCUGUACAAACAAUAGUACGCAAGUACAAACACCAUGGGACCACGCAGCCGUUAUACCGCUCAGGAAGGAGACGCGUUCUGUCUCCUAGAGAUGAAUGUACUUUGGUGCGAAAUGUGCAAGUCAAUCCCAGAACAACAGCAAAGGACCUUGUGAAGAUGCUGGAGAAGAUAGGUACAAAAGUAUCUAUAUCCACAGUAAAAAGUCCUAUAUCAACAAAACCUGAAAGGCCGCUCAGCAAGGAAAAAGCCACUGCUCCAAAACAACCAUGAAAAAGCAAGACUACGGUUUGCAACUGCACUUGGGGACAAAGAUUGUACUUUUUGGAGAAACGUCCACUGGUUUGAUGAAACAAAAGUAGAACUGUUUGGCCAUAAUGACCAUCGUUAUGUUUGGAGGAAAAAGAGGGAGGCUUACAAGCCGAAGAACACCAUCCCAACCGUGAAGCACGGGGGUGGCAGCAUCAUGUUGUGGGGGUGUUUUGCUGCAGGAGGGACUGAUGCACUUCACAAAAUAGAUGGCAUCAUGAGGGUGGAAAAUUAUGUCGAUAAAUUGAAACAACAUCUCAAGACAUCAGUCAGGUUAAAUGGGUCUUCCAAAUGGACAAUGACAAUGACCCCAAGCAUACUUGCAAAAUGGCUUAAGGACAACAAAAUCAAGGUAUUGGAGUGGACAUCACAAAGCCCUGACCUCAAUCCUAUAGAAAAUGUGUGGGCAGAACUGAAAAAGCAUAUGCGAGCAAGGAGGCCUACAAAUCUGACUCCAUUACACUAGCUCUGUCAGGAGGAAUGGGCCAGAAUUCACCCAACUUAUUGUGGGAAGCUUGUGGAAGACUCCCCGAAACAUUUGACCCAAGUUAAACAAUUUAAAGUCAAUGCUACCAAAUACUAAUUGAGUGCAUGUAAACUUCUGACCCACUGGGAAUGCGAUGAAAGAAAUAAAAGCUGAAAUAAAUCAUUCUCUCAACUAUUAUUCUGACAUUUCACAUUCUUAAAAUAAAGUGGUGAUCCUAACUGACCUAAGACAGGGAAUUUUUACUGGGAUUAAAUGUCAGGAAUUGUGAAAAACUGAGUUUAAAUGUAUUUGGCUAAGGUGUAUGUAAACCUCUGACUUCAACUGUACAUGUAUCAGAUAGAGAUGGUGUGAUGAUCAGUUUUCACCAUUACUUUGGGUGGAUUCUUGUUUGAUUAUACACAGGCUAUGAAAUGACUACAUGUGUUUUAUUAAAUUGUCUUUUAACACUAGAUUCAUUAUUUUAGUCAUUGAUUCAGGUAUUUGGAUAACUAAUGAAAUUAAUUGAUAUACCAAUGAAAAAUAAACAUGCUACAUGAA